UUUUAUUCAUAUACAUAUCAGAUUCCAACAACAAACUUCAAUCACUCCCAAAUUCUUCAAAAAAGGAAAAAAAAAAAAAAAAGAUCGAUCGCAAGAAAAAAAAAUGGUGUACACAUACAAACCCACGUACUACUCUUCUGUUCAAGAUUCAAUCGCUUCUAUUUGCAAGAACAUCCUCCCUUUCUCCUUCAAGAAACGAAGGUUGCCCGCCAUUGCUGCUGCUGAACAGAGACUAUGGAAGCAACAAUCUGAUAACUUAAAAUGGCAGCAGGAAUCUUUCCAUCAGAUCUUGAAUUUGAUGGGUUUGUUUAACGAAGGUAUUUUGGCUGAGGCUGAGGUUUCUGCUUUUAGGGCUCAUCUUCUUGACACUCUUAUUUCUUCACCUUUUGAUCACGAACAGCCUGUGAUUCUCAGAGAUAAACUGAUCUUCUUACAGGAGUUGUUAUAUGCAAACUGUAUAUCAGAAGAGGAGUAUCAUACAUCAAAAACUCCAUUGGUGCAAAGACUUUCAGCUCAAGGAGCCAAAAUCAACCCAAAAGACAUAGUCAUUGCUGGAUCACAACAAAGAAACCCGAACGACGAAUGGUCUGUAAUUGACUUACAAGACUCUGGCUCCAAAAACAAGUCAAAGCCACAAAAGUCAACAAUCAAACAAGUCAAAGGAACUGCAUCAAUUCUUGGUCUUUCAUCAUCAUCUUCAUCAUCAAACAAAAACGAUAAAGAUAAGAGUGUUAUUUCUGAUAUGAGUAUUCAGAAUCUUGGAGUAUCUCAAGAAAACCCAUUUUGGAAUUGUGAAAUGAAAGAAAAAGAUGAAGAAAAACCGACAAUUUUGAUGUCCGAGAGUGUGGUGAUUGAGGAUUCGUCAUCGAAGAAGGGGAAAAGGAGGGGGUUUAAUGGUUUUAUGAAAUGGAAGAAGAGUGAUGAUUUGGAGAAAGAUACGAUUCCUUUAUCACUAAAUGAUUCGAUUAAUGAAAAAUGUUUAGGAGUUGGAGAGGGACAAGAUACAAAAAUCAAGAGAAAACUACAUACGGAUGGCUCAUCGGGUGAUUUCUUUGUUGAUAAGGUUCUAGGAGAUAAAAUCAAGGAGGAGCUACUAAAAGUCAAAGGAGAGCUUCAAUUAUCUGAUGAUAAAAUUGAUGUGAUUUCGACUAGGCUUCCCAUCGAUAAAGCUGACUUGAAAAAGUUUUUCUCCAAGAAAUGGUGUGAUCAAUAUGGAGAAAUUGUGUUGGAAGUGGUGAGAAAAGAGUUUAAGGAUCAUGUUCAAGAGAUCAAGAACACAUGUUCUGCUAUGAAGAAGGAAGAAGAACAAAAGAGUUCGGAGAUUAAGAACACAUGUUUUGUUAUGAAGAAGGAAGAGCAAAAGAGUUUGGAGACAAAAUGGACAACUUUUGAUGAAGAAGAUGAUGAAAAUUGUCACCCUAAUCUUUUUGCGGAUACGGGUCGAGUUUCAUCGGGUUUUGGAUCCCAGAAAGAUGAUCGAAGUGUUCGAGUUUCUAAAAAUAGAAAUAGUAAUGAUAGGUUGUUCAAGAACAACCCUUUCUUUGAUUACUAGGUCAAGAUCUAAAUUUGGCUUGUGGUAUAUGAUUAUUAUGAAUGUUUCUAUGUUCUUUUUGUUGAUGCUUAUAGGUUUAUGUGAGUUAUGAGGAUUAAUUUUAUUUGUGUAUUGUUGAAUUGAUCUUUUGGAAAUAAACUUGAAAGUUUAUG
This is a messenger RNA of Lactuca saligna, 1704 nucleotides long. The record is from the annotation of a GenBank genome assembly. Lineage: Eukaryota; Viridiplantae; Streptophyta; Magnoliopsida; Asterales; Asteraceae.